Messenger RNA from Rhodotorula toruloides NP11, 2091 nucleotides. Its product is annotated as cyclin-like F-box domain containing protein. Gene Ontology annotation, molecular function: protein binding. The coding region runs from base 1 to 2091 and encodes 696 amino acids. The transcript is spliced from 12 exons. The record is from RefSeq and is a predicted model, not a curated record. Lineage: Eukaryota; Fungi; Basidiomycota; Microbotryomycetes; Sporidiobolales; Sporidiobolaceae.
AUGGGCCCAUCGAAGCGAGCUGUCGUCGCCCAACGCCCGUCCCGCUGCUUCUCUCGCUUCUUCGUCUCGCUGCACACUCUCGCUGGAGCUCUAGCUACUGCGAUGCCGCGCCCACAGAGGAAAGCUUCCGCCAGCGCCAAGUACACGGUCGACCCGCCGAGCGACGACGAGGGAGACGACGAGGUCCGGGAGGUCAAGGCGGGAGUGAGGAAGGGGAAACGCAGGGCGAACGGGGCUGCUGACGAGGGCCAGGACACUGACUGGAAGGCAGCUGAACCUCCGAAGAAGCGCGGCAGGACUAAUGCUGGCGGAGGCGGACGUAGGCGUGCCAAGCUCGAGAGCUUUCAGGCGAUGCCGAUGGACGUGCUCGUCGAGAUCGCCCGCCACCUCGACCCGCUCACGCUCCUGCACAUGUCGCGCGCGAACAAGAUGAUGCGCCAUGUCUUCGCCCGUCGCGCUUCGAAGCCCAUCUGGCAGAUCGUCCGGAACAAUUUGGGCAUGCCGGCGCUCGAAGCGACCGACAUGACCGACAUGCAGCUCACUGCGCUUUUGUUCGACAAGGAGUGCCGCAUCUGCGGUCGCGGUCGUUCGGUCAUCACUGAUUACUGCUUGAGGAUGCGUUGGUGCAAAGACUGCAAGAAAGCCAACCUGCUCCCCGAGUCCAAGCUCGUCAAGGAGCUGAAACAACGGUACACCCUGCAUCCGAAGCUGCUCCAAUGCGCGCUCUACACUCUCGACUCGCCGUCCGGCUACAACAGCAAGAACCGCCACUACUACUGCCAGGCUGCCGUCAUCCAGAUCAAUAAACGCCUGAACGAGCUCGAACAAGCUGUCAACGAUGCGCGACGCAAGCCCGCGCCGGUCAAGGACGCCGCCAAAGCUGCGCUCGAGGCUUUCAUCGCCGACAAGUCGACCGCUGCGAGGGCGAGCUUCAAGGACGGUCAGAAGCUGCGCCUGUGGGAGCGCGACUAUGCAGACCGUCGAAAGGAGGCGGACGAGAAUGCUCGCAUCGCGCGCCGUUCAGCUGUCGAGGAGCGCGUCCGCGCACUCGGCUACGAAGACGCUGACUGCAACUCGUGGAAUUGGUACGAUGCGUAUCGUCUGGUCGACCAACCCGUUCGUCUCACCGAUGAUAUCUGGGCGAGCAUCUCGAGCCGCAUUAUCGCUGCCGUCGACACCAGCAGGCGCAAGCGAAUCGUGAAGGCUGCGGAGGAGAGGCUGAACCAGCGAUACCUGAACGUCAAGCCGCUAUACAGCUCGCUUCGGUCCGGACAAGGCCUCGACUAUCCCGCCUUUUCCGACUUCGCCUGCUUCCCGUCCGUCACGCAACUAUGGAUGCCCGAAGACGCGCUGAUUCCCGGCACUCUUGACAAGACGGUUAAAAACGCGAUCGCCGCCGACGUCGCCAAGGCCAAGCUUAUCGUCAAGCUCGGGUUCGCGUGCAGUCUCGCCAAGGCGUACGAGGAACAGGGACUUACGAUGGAGGGCGGACUCGCCGCUACGCUCAAGACAUUGCCGCCGACUCGCAUUGCGGCGGACAUCAAAGUCACGACCGAGUUUGGCGACACCGCGCUCACCCCGUACACGAAUUGGUGGGCUCCGAAGCAGGCGCUCAACUUCGAGGCGUUCGACGACAGCAUCUACGACCUCGAGGCCGACGUCGACGCGCUCCUCCGCCGCUUCACCAGCCUUUUCCGUUGCCCGAACAACUGCGGCAAGCCUCUUCCUUACCGGCAAUUCCUCGACCAUGCGGAAAACCACAGAAGGACUGAAGGUCUCGUUCGAUACGAGGAGUUCAAGCACCUCGCUCUCGUCCACGAGGUCCUCAAGGAGACAGGCCUGCCCAACCUCGUCGGCUCUAUCGCUACGCUCGACAAGUCGGACUGGCGGUUCGACUGUCUCAACUGCAAGUGCUCGCCGGGUUACUGGCAGGUGCGCAACUGGACAGGUGCGAAGAACAUGACCUGGUCGAGCUUCGUGCACCACAUCUCGCGCGACCACAUUCCUCAAGAUCCGCCCAAUAUGCGCAUCUUCCGCAAGAACGAGCGCCAGCCUGCAGCAGCGUCCGCCUCGUCGGCUGCCCGAAGCUGA